This is a messenger RNA of Diversispora eburnea, 789 nucleotides long. The record is from the annotation of a GenBank genome assembly. Lineage: Eukaryota; Fungi; Glomeromycota; Glomeromycetes; Diversisporales; Diversisporaceae.
UCUAAUAGAGUUAAAUAUGGAUAUUUAGGUGUUGAUGCAAUAUGGAUUACAUCAGAUUUUAAAAUUAAAGAUGUAAUGCUAGAAAUAAAAUAUGCACCUUCUCCUCACACAGCUAAAAUUAUUGCUGAAUUACUUUAUCAAUAUAUUACAAGUUGGAAUUUUAAAAGACAUGUAAUAGCAAUUGUUUCAAAUAAUGGUACAAAUAUAAAAUCAGCAUUUCCUAUAUUAAUUCAAAAAGAAAGAUUAGAAGAUGUACAAUCUAAAUUAAAUUAUAAAGAUAUAUUACAAUGUAUUCAAGAUGUUUCAACACGAGGAACUUAUGUAACAUUAAGUACUAUAAUAUCAAUUAUUAAAAAAUUAAUUUUUGAUUUGACUUGUGAAUCUCCAUUAAAUAAUAUUAAUUAUUUUGAUGAAAAUACUAUAUUUGAAACAAAACCUUUUACUAAUGAAUUAUUAAUUGAAAUUGAAGAUGAAAUUAUUAGUAAUAUAUCAAAAAGAAAAGUUUCUAUUAAAAAUCCAUUAGAUACAACAGGAAUUUUGAAAAAAGUUAAAAAUAAUAUCUAUUUUGCAUUAAUUUAUUAUUGGAAUUUUUCUAAUGAUAUAAAAUUAAUGGCUUCUCUAUUAGAUCCAUGUUUUAAAACAUUGGAUUUUGUAGAAUCUGAAGAUGAAAAAAUGAGAAUAAUUCAAAAACUUCAUAAUAAACUUGAUUUAAAUAAUUUAUCACCUGUAGAAUCAUCUAGUUCAACUAUACCUUUAACAAAUAAUACAGAAUUUUUAUUAUUUAUUUAG